AUUUGUGUUCACUGUCAGGCUAGCAGCCGAGGAGCUAGCCUCUCACAAAACCGCUGCCAAACUAUCUCACCUUUUUGUCUUUUUUUCCGUCUUUGCUUUGUCUUUUUGUUUCUACACAGUCUGUAAAGAUCAAGGGCAUUUUUUCUUCCCGUUUUUGGUGCAGGAAUAAAAUGGUGGUCUUGACAAAUAAUGACGAACAGGAUUACAUCCUGAUAGAGGAGCGUAAAUGCAGCUCCCUGCCCAACUCUCCAGCCAAGCGAGUGUCUCCCACCAAAAAGAAGCAGUUCUAUAUCAACCAAGCCAUCCGCAACUCUGACCUCACUCCUCGAGCCAAGGGCAAGAAGAGCCUUCGCCGACUGGAGAACACACGCUAUCUUGCUAAUCUUCUUGAGAGGGAUGAGUGCACCAUAGAUGAUCUGGAAGUUUGCAGUAACCCAGCAAUCCCAUCCUGCUUCACUGAAGCCUGCACCAACGAAAACUACAUAAAGCCAUGGAAUGAUUUCAUGAAUUGCUCAGGUGAGGAGCAGGAGAGGCUGCUGUCUCUGCUGGAGCUGGAAGGUGCCAAGAAGAAAAACACCAGCAAUCCGCUCAAAGACGAGAGGAAUGUAAAUCCUGCCUUCAGUGCUCACUGCUUCCAGAGAAUCGAUCGCAGACUGCGAGCGACUCUCAAACGGAAACAGAUCCCCAUGGGAACUCUGGAAAUACUUGAGGAAAACCUUUUGAGGUUCUUCAUCGCUCAGCCGAAUUCUGUUUACACAACCAACCUAGGCAGCAGCUUUGAGAGACUGCUGCUUCACGCCGUCUGCCAGUACAUGGACCUCGUCUCUGCAAGCAGCGACUACAAAGGGUCACGCCAGACUGAAGUGGUGAACAAGCAAGAAGAGUUCCUGCCUCCUGGUCUCCUGUUGUCUGCACACUUGGAGCAGAUGAGCUGAGCCAUGUUUUCUCAGCACAGCUCUGCCGCAGCCAGGCGCUCCGACAGGUGUAGAUAAAUCUGUUCGUUCGGAUAAUGUCCGUCUAGAUCCUUCCUUCCUUUUCCCUCUGUCUGGUGGUUGAUUUCUGUAUCCAUAAAUACGUAAAAGUGUAUUGCCGCCUGAAUGUAGAUGGAUAUACAUGUCUAAUGUCACAUCCUUAACAAUAGCAUGUUAGCAUGCUAACUGUUGGCGUGUGAGUAUACCUCAGAUAGAAUUCAGCUCAAAGCCUAGCUAAGCCUGAGUACAUGAGGGUGACAUAGUAACAUUUACCUUGCCGUGUGAUUUCAUCCUCAGGCAAAAUGCUUUAAUUACUGCCAAACAGAAAAUAGUCUAUGUUUUCAAAGCAGUUUUUCAUUCAACCAAAAAUGUUGUUCUAGUGUUUUUAUUCUUGGGAUCAAUUAAUUAACAUAAUAAUGUUAUAAGGAUUGUUCAUUCUUAAUUUUAAGAAUAUUCUAACCUCACAACCUGAUUUUCGAUCUGGAAUUCACAAUUAGGAAUUACAUUAUACAAACAAAUUAUACUUCAUUCAAUUUUCUAAAGAACAAAUGUCAACAGUUGUCUAAAUCAUUUAGAUAAGCAUUAAAAUGUAUUUAUGAGUUGUAAAUUAAAGCAACAGUUGAUCUAUCCUGUCCAUUUUCAUAGUGCAAAUGAUAGAAUUUAGAAACUCAUGUUAAAAAAAACGUACUUUCGAAGCACAAAUUCAGAACAGUACAUAAUGACAAUAUCAACCUAAAAAAGAAUGGAAGAAGUACUUAAAUAACGGACUUGUAUCAAAUGUAUCCUUGCAGCUCUGUUCAGGCUGCAAGGAGUCAGUGGUGACAUUUUGCAAAGGUGCUAAAAAUGGAGGAAUGCAUCAGGAAAUAUAUCGCUGCCUGAAGAGUCAUCCUGUAGGAUUAAUGUCAGUGGCGAGGUGUGAAGCAUGAAUAUUUAUAAUACAUUAUAUGCACAGACACUUCAUUCAUCAUCGUAGGAAGUCAAUUGUUGGCUUGGAAACUAAUUCUUAAGGUUCUUCUUCUCUUAAGGUACAAAUUCCUGGAUAUUUCUUUCAUUUUCUCUUUCUCUUCUGGCUUUGUCAAGUCUUAUCACCUCGGAUACACAGACAUCAGGAACGUUUCUUCCCCACUACACACUGAAGUACAUGAUUGUAUAUAUAGUAUGGCAGCACUGUGGCUGAACAGGUUGCUCAUGUGCUGCUUUCAGUGCACACUGGUGUAGACGAGGUGUAAGUGUUGUAUCAGUCAAUAAUCAAAAAUGAGUAACGGAACUUUGCUAUAGUCAUAAACUGCCUAUGCCUGUACAUUUAGGCUUUCUUGCUACAUGCACAAUGCUCACUCAGUUUACUCUCAACACACAAGUAUUAAAAGUAUCUUUUUGUCACAUCAUCAUGUAAUAUGGUUAUUACAGUUUCAAGUAUAAUGUACACUGUCCACUAGAUGUGUUACACAGGUAGAAAUAAAACCAUGUUACGUUUUUUUGAUGGUAAAAGCCUGCAGAGUGUUGACUCUGUAUGUACAUUAACUCUUACAACAGCACUUCUGCCUUAUGAAUACAAGUUUCUAGGUUUUUUUCUACAUUUGUACUGGACUGGAUUUUGGAAACAAUGUGUAAAAAACUUGACAUGGUGCAUUUUGUUGACAACCAAAGUUUGUGUGUUUGUGUGCGUUGGAAUGACAUUUCUCAGGCUCUAAACUUCUCUCUCUGAAUGUCACGUAGUUCAUCUCACUUAGUGUCAUUUUCUGUGUACUGUAGGCUUCCUUCAACAUGCACUUGUUUUGGUCAUGUUCAGCCCAACAUCACGGGGCGAUGCCAACCUUUUAAGUAGUUGUGCCUUUAAUAAAUGAACUCAGAUGAAUAACAUGUGCCAACAUUUGGAGAAGCCUAAAAUAUUCAGCUUUAUAUACUAGUCUUAAACAUCUUUGUGUAUUUAAGUGUGUGUGUGUGUGUGUGUGUGUGUGUGUGUGUGUCGCGCGCUACAACAAUUAUUUAUAGUUAUCUCUGCAUCUAUUAAAAGGAUUUCAGAUA
Molecule: messenger RNA, 2996 nt
Organism: Eleginops maclovinus (Patagonian blennie)
Lineage: Eukaryota; Metazoa; Chordata; Actinopteri; Perciformes; Eleginopidae
Gene: r3hdm4
Product: R3H domain containing 4
Molecular function (GO): nucleic acid binding
Source: RefSeq, a predicted model, not a curated record